AGUGAGCGGUUGGACGGCGGGUGUUGUGGCAGUGGCUUUGCGGCUGCGUUUGAGAGGGUUUGUGUUUUUAACCUUUCAACGGGACAGUAUGGUGACCCCCGGGGUGAUCCGCAGGCUGGAGGAGACGGUGGUGAAUAGGAUCGCUGCUGGCGAGGUGAUCCAGAGACCUGCGAAUGCCAUUAAAGAGAUGGUGGAGAACAGUUUGGAUGCCAAAUCUACAAGUAUUCAGGUUACUGUAAAGGAUGGUGGGCUGAAGUUGAUUCAGAUCCAGGAUAAUGGGACCGGCAUCAGGAAGGAAGAUUUGGAAAUACUUUGUGAAAGAUUUACUACAAGCAAGUUACAGAAAUUUGAAGAUCUCGCUAGUAUUGCUACUUAUGGAUUCAGAGGAGAGGCUCUUGCCAGCAUAAGCCAUGUGGCACAUGUCACUGUAACAACCAAAACUGCUGAUGGAAAAUGUGCAUUCAGAGCUAACUACUGUGACGGGAGGUUAAAGGCUCCUCCAAAGCCAUGUGCUGGAAACCAGGGUACACAGAUUACCGUGGAAGAUCUUUUUUACAAUAUUGCCACAAGAAGGAAGGCUCUGAAAAAUCCCAGUGAUGAGUAUUCUAGAAUCGUGGAAGUUAUGAGCAGGUAUGCAAUCCACAAUUCAGGAGUGAGCUUUGCUGUGAAGAAGCAAGGUGAAACUGUUGCUGAUGUGAGAACAUUGCCUAAUGCCUCAACUCUGGACAAUAUUCGAACAAUAUUUGGGAAUGCUGUAAGCAGGGAAUUAAUUGAAGUAUGUUUUGAAGAUCCAAAAUUUGCUUUCACAAUGAAAGGCUAUAUAUCAAAUGCGAACUAUUCUGUGAAAAAGUGUAUCUUUUUACUUUUCAUCAAUCAUCGCUUGGUGGAAUCCACUGCUUUACGGAAGGCAAUCGAAACUGUCUAUGCAGCCUAUCUUCCUAAAAAUACACAUCCCUUCCUGUAUCUGAGCCUUGAAAUAUUGCCACAGAAUGUUGAUGUAAAUGUUCAUCCCACGAAGCAUGAAGUACAUUUUCUCCAUGAGGACAGUAUCAUUGAGAGUGUGCAACAACAUAUUGAAAGUAAGCUACUUGGUUCCAACUCCUCAAGAACCUACUUCACACAGACUUUACUACCUGGCCCAACCAUAACCUCCAAUGACUUUAUCAAGCCUUCAGUAGCAUCAGCUACACUUCCAAGUUCGAGCGACAAACCAUAUGCUCAUCAAAUGGUGCGCACGGACUCCAAGGAACAAAAAAUUGAUGCCUUUCUACAACCAAUCAACAAACCACAGGAGGCACUACCCACUACUGUUUCUGUUGAUGGAGGAACUGAGUGUCAGGACUCUGAGAUGGAGGACCUAAGUGAUAUUGACUUACUUGCUGCGGAAAAAGCUGGGAGCUCAAGUAUGAGCAUUCAGAAACCCUUGCGUCCAUGCAAUGAUGACCCAUCCAGUGCCCCAGCCAGGAAACGAUCAAGGGUAGAUUCACCAGGUGAGAUAAAAGAAGCGAACUCCAGCCAUGAGAUGACAGCUGCCCAUCUUCCAAAGAGGAGAAUUAUUAACUUAACCAGUGUUCUCACCCUGCAAGGGGAGAUCAGCAGUCAGAACCAUGCAGGCCUACAGGAUAUGUUACAGAAUCAUUCAUUUGUUGGUUGUGUAAAUCCUCAGUGGGCACUGGUGCAGUAUCAAACAAAACUUUACCUGAUCAAUACUACUAAACUCAGUCAGGAAUUAUUCUACCAGAUCUUAAUCUAUGACUUUGGUAAUUUUGGAGUGUUGAAGUUGUCGAGCCCUGCCCCUUUGUAUGAACUGGCAAUGCUAGCAUUGGAUAGUCCAGAAAGCGGCUGGACAGAAGAAGAUGGUCCCAAAGAAGGAUUGGCAGAGUAUAUUGUUGAUUUUUUGAAAACAAAAUCUGAAAUGCUACAAGAUUACUUUUCCCUUGGUAUUGAUGAGGAAGGAAACCUGACUGGAUUACCUCUACUCUUGGAAAACUAUGUUCCAGCUCUGGAGGGGUUGCCAAUGUUCAUCCUGCGUCUCGCUACAGAGGUGAACUGGGAUGAAGAAAAGGAGUGUUUUGAAAAAUUAAGCAAGGAAUGUGGUAUGUUUUACUCCAUCAGAAAAGAAUAUACACUGGAUACAGAAUCUCAGGUGUCACCAAAUCCGAGUCAGCAGCAGGAGUUUGGUAGUGACAAGCCCUGGAAGUGGACUAUAGAACAUGUUGUUUCCAAAGCUUUCAGAACUCUCCUCCUUCCACCGAAACACUUCGCAGAGGAUGGAUCCAUCCUGCAGCUUGCCAAUCUGCCUGAUCUGUACAAAGUAUUUGAGAGAUGUUAAUUAAUUCUUGGAAUGUGACCACAAACUGCAUAAAGACAAUAUUUUGUUAA
Hemiscyllium ocellatum (epaulette shark) is the source of this 2382-nucleotide messenger RNA. RefSeq names its product mutL homolog 1, colon cancer, nonpolyposis type 2 (E. coli) (gene mlh1). The transcript is spliced from 19 exons. Gene Ontology annotation, molecular function: ATP hydrolysis activity; ATP-dependent DNA damage sensor activity; ATP binding. NCBI's taxonomy places the organism in Eukaryota, Metazoa, Chordata, Chondrichthyes, Orectolobiformes, Hemiscylliidae. Bases 89 to 2332 code for a protein of 747 amino acids. Gene Ontology annotation, cellular component: MutLalpha complex. Gene Ontology annotation, biological process: mismatch repair. The record is from RefSeq and is a predicted model, not a curated record.